This is a messenger RNA of Sciurus carolinensis (gray squirrel), 1815 nucleotides long. It is a transcript of the gene Tspan6, whose product is annotated as tetraspanin 6. NCBI's taxonomy places the organism in Eukaryota, Metazoa, Chordata, Mammalia, Rodentia, Sciuridae. The transcript is spliced from 8 exons. The coding region runs from base 88 to 825 and encodes 245 amino acids. The record is from RefSeq and is a predicted model, not a curated record. Gene Ontology annotation, cellular component: membrane.
GGCAGUUUCCGGAGAAAUUCGGGGACUCCGCGUCUGGUUCGCUCUGUUCGAUUGCCUGGUGCGGUGGUGCAGGGUCUCGGGAUAGUCAUGGCGUCCCCGUCUCGGAGACUGCAGACUAAACCAGUCAUUACUUGUUUCAAGAGCGUUCUCUUGAUCUACACUUUCAUCUUCUGGAUCACAGGUGUUAUCCUUCUUGCUGUUGGCAUUUGGGGCAAGGUGAGCCUGGAAAACUAUUUUUCACUUUUAAAUGAGAAGGCUACCAAUGUCCCCUUCGUGCUCAUCGGUACAGGCACUGUCAUUAUUCUUUUGGGCACCUUUGGCUGUUUUGCUACCUGCCGAGCUUCUGCAUGGAUGCUGAAACUGUAUGCAAUGUUUCUGACUCUCAUUUUUUUGGUCGAACUGGUUGCUGCCAUCGUAGGAUUUGUUUUCAGACAUGAGAUUAAGAACAGCUUUCAGAAUAAUUAUGAGAAGGCUUUAAAGCAGUACAACUCUACGGGAGAUUAUAGAAGUGAAGCAGUGGACAAGAUCCAAAGUACGUUGCAUUGUUGCGGUGUCACCGAUUAUAGUGAUUGGAAAGAUACUAAAUAUUACAUAGAAACAGGAUUUCCCAAGAGUUGCUGUAAGGUUGAAGAUUGUUCUCCACAAAAAGAUGCAGAUAAAGUAAACAAAGAAGGUUGUUUUAUAAAGGUGAUGACCAUUAUAGAGUCAGAAAUGGGAGUUGUUGCCGGAAUUUCCUUUGGAGUUGCUUGCUUCCAGCUAGUUGGAAUCUUUCUAGCCUACUGCCUCUCUCGUGCCAUAACAAAUAACCAGUAUGAGAUAGUGUGACCAGAAAAAACAAGGGCUUAUUUCUCUUCAACUUUAAGGAUACUUAAGUCCCCCCUGUGAAUUAUAAAAUCGCCUGGUUGGAAGACUGACGUCGCUAGUUACCAGUAGGCUGAAAAACUACACCAGUAGGCUGAAAAACUACACCAGUAGGCUGAAAAAACUACACCAGUAGAUUGAAAAACUACAUCAGUAGACUGAAAAAGUAUACCAGUAGACUGGUUCAAUCAAGAUAUUUGUUCAGUAUGUUCUAAGUCCACUUUCUGUCCCAUGAUGUCUCAUUCAUGUUAGACCUUUGGAACCCUGUAUCUCUCUGAAACACUGGAAGAGCUAGUAAAUUGUAAAAUGAAGUAAAACUAUGUUUCUCUUGACUUGUUUUUCUCAAAGUGUAGCCUUUGAAAGGCACUGCAAAUUUGCUCUUUUAUACAGUGUAAUUGAGGGAAACUUGACCCCUCUGAAUUUGCUAGUUGAUGUAGUGUGAUAGAAAAUUGACCUUUCUGAAUGGUCCCUUCCCAGCUAAGGUUAUCUGGUUUGAUUGUAUAAUUUACAUCAAGAAAGUUAAAUGUUCCAUGUCUCUGUUUACUGACAGUCAGAGGGUCACACUAUAUACUUUAAUUCCAGCUAGUCAUCGGAUAGAACCUAUCAUUGGAGUUCCUGGGUGGUGGUAAUAGUCUCAGGCCUUGGUCUAAAGCAGUGAAACUAAAAGGUACUACCCAUGUUCUGUGAUACAUCAGAGUUCAGCAUGCAAUCUACAUGUUUUGCUUCCAAAUUAAGGUGUUUAUACUGGUGUUUAUACUUUCCCUAUUGUUUGAAAGAUUCCAAUUACUACUUUAGUGGUGCUAGAAUUAUUGUAUUUUCCUUAGAAACUCAAUGGAACUUUUCAUUUAACUUUACCUAAAAUUUCUUUACCUGAUUGAUGUGACUUAAUUGUCAAUAUUAUGGUCAACUUUAAUAGUUUUAGUUUUGUGCACUUAAUAAAAGUCUUUCACUCAA